This is a messenger RNA of Ixodes scapularis (black-legged tick), 3039 nucleotides long. RefSeq names its product divergent protein kinase domain 1C. Lineage: Eukaryota; Metazoa; Arthropoda; Arachnida; Ixodida; Ixodidae. The record is from RefSeq and is a predicted model, not a curated record. The transcript is spliced from 3 exons. The coding region runs from base 215 to 1360 and encodes 381 amino acids.
AUUGUGAAAGCACCGAAAGAGAAACUCGGAGGAGCUCUCGCCGUUCUUACAACCUCGAUCGACAUCGACGUUUUUAAAAACGGCAAAAAUAAUGGCAGGCCGCGCAGGCUUUUCUGGUGUUUCUUGAAUGUUGCUGGUUGAAUGAACCUGUGCGUAAAGCCGUUUUAAACUGCCAGCGUGUACUGCGCUGGAUAGUGACGGCGCAGUCUUGUUAAUGAAGGUAAUUCAGUGCGCUUUUGUACCACGAAGAUAUGCUAAAGUUGUGAAGCUAUUUACGGGGCUGGCGUGCCUUGCGCUGUUGUUUGGUCUUGCUCAGUAUUCCUUAUCUGGAUGCUCACGGCAUGACGUUGAAGCCUUUCUGUCAUACCUAUGCAACUCGUACAAGAGAGGCGAGAUAUCGGGAGACCUUUGCCCCCAUCUAUGCUCCGACAACUUCUCCAACAUCCAAUGUCAGGGGCAGCACCUUGGAAAGGAGGUUGUCUUCUCGGCGACCUGGAACUCCGAGCGAAUCGUGCUGAAGGCCAAGAAGCGGCACCUCGACUCGCUGGAGCCCGUAUACUGGACGGACAGCCAGAGACGCAGGCACUAUCCAGACGACAAGGCUUUCGCACACAUGGCCAACGCUCAGUUUCGCUUUGCAUUGCGGCGGAACGGGAGCUGGGUGAAAGGGUUCUUUGGCAGUCACCUGACCAAUGCUCAGAUGGACAGCGUUUACGGGUUGCUCCAGCAAACGGAAUACCUCUUCAGCCUGGCGCUCCGAAACCAUCAUGCUGUCGCGUCGCUUCUGGGAACCUGCGGUCACGCUUACGCUGUCGAGUUUUUAUCGCCGCUGGAAACACAUGGGCAGAGAAGCGGGACAUUCAAGCAACGUGCUGGCAUCGGCUUGCGCAUCUUGCGUACCCUGGAGACCUUAGAAAGUGCCAUGGACGAGCAUAUACACCAGUGCGACAUGAAGCCCAACCACUUUGGCAUAGAUAAGAGGGGCAAUGUUAAAAUGCUAGACUUAGACGCUCUGGGGCUGCAAUCUGCCGUGCAAGCAAACAUUGCCAACACGGGGCAUUGUGAGUCUGACCGAGACUGUGAUUUCUUCGAUUGUGCUGGCCGCUGCAACGACCAGGGUCUUUGUGAUGCUGUUGUACUCAAUGAUAACUUGCAGAGGGUCUGCAAAAACAUCUUCUUGGGCAAGAUCUUUGGUCGAUUUUCUGGUCUACUGCGAGGUCCACCUUCACAUAUAGCUUCUGAUAUCUCUGUGGUUCUGAAUGACUGCAUAAGCAGUACCAGAGGUUCUGUUGCAAAUAACGAAAGUUAUGCCAUUCACAAGAGGCUUGUUCAGUUGCUUCAGAAAGCACUAGUGCCAUAAACGUUACAGAGGUAGGCUGUGAAAUGGGGACACCGUUUGUGUUCAAGGCAAGUUUUUUUUUGUUUAUCUUGGAGGGGGGGUUCUACCUAUGCUCAAUUUCUUCAGAGAUGUACAGAGCACGGCACAGUUAGCACGAACAAGCAAGUGUCGAUUUUUCAAAUUUUUUUCUUAGAAUAGAAUGGUUAUUAUCAUACUUCUAGUAGUGUUGGCUAGUACUCAAUCGGGGUACCAACUCGAGCUGUAAAGUUUAAUUCUCAUCAAUACCUUCUCUGAGUAAAAUGCAAAAAGGUGUAGAUUGUGUGUUCAAGCUAGCUGUGUCAUGCAGCGUACCUAGAUUCUCAAUUGCUCAACUGUUUGUUUCUUCAGUGCUUUCUUUUGAAUGAAUGGUCUCCUAUCUCAAUCUCGUGAGUGUUUUUUUUUUUCUUCUUCUAAGUAUCGGUGCUUCAAGGGGUGCUGACAGAUCAAAAUCAUAUUUUUUUUAUUAUCCAAAACAAUUGAAAAUGGUGCCGGCACAUUAUCCUCAAAAUUUGAAACUUGAAAAAUUCAGUAUUUGUGAAGUAAAAAAACAAUUUCCAAAUGCCGAAUUCGGAGUUCCUGCGCGAUCCGUGCUGGUGCGUUGACGUCAAAUAUUGCGGAGUCCAGAGAGUCAACUUUCUUUCACGACUCCGGGCUGUUGCCACCGCGACUCGAUGCGAGGAGGAAAGGAAUGGGAGAUGAGGGCACUGGGCGGACCAAGAAAAAAAACGGUUUUCGGUGCCGCCUGCCCAGGCUGCAUGUUCUCCGAGGGAGGAUACAAUUUCAGAAGGCGACAUCACACCGAAUUCUGAUUUUCGGUAUUUCAAAAAGAAGGGCCGUAGUACGUUCGCAUUUGCAUUAAAAAACAUGUUUUACGAUUGGCGUUAUUAAAUGUUAUAGAAAUGUCGCCUACAAAGCUUCUAAAUUUCAUGGUUUUUGACAUCACGAAUCAAAAGAAGCGAGUAGGCGAAGAGUGGGGAGAUAAUAGUGCCAAAAAUAGAAAGGCACGCGCGCGCAUGGAAAGUUUUUUUGGUUUUUUUUGCGAUAUGUUUUUUUUUUGCGUGUCUAUGACUACAACUUGCAUUGUUUUAGACAAUAGAAAAAAAUACGACCCUUGGGGUGUCAUUGCCCCUUUAAGUUCUCAGUAUAUCACAAAAGCCUGUUUUUUUCUGGGUAUGGGCUUUUGGGUUUGGGUAGUACAUAUUUUUUUUCCUGCAUGUGGAAAGCUAUAUUUUUUAAGAUUUAUAUCUUUUGCCACAGAAAUGGAGUGACUGUUAGAAUUUUGUUCUUUAUUUGUGUGGUUCUUUUUUUUUUGGAAUUGGGUGUUUGGGUGGUUCAUUUUUUUACCAAACCCGGUGUUGUUGUUUUUUUUUGUAUCCCUAAUGUCGGACAAAAAAAAAAUUAGCAUUUCUUGGGGCUUACGUUGAAGGAAACGGGACACAGGCAUGGGAACCCCAAACAUCUUGGGGAACAUACAUAUAGGCCGAAUGCUUGGAGAAUGUCCCAGUACCAAUAAGAGAGGUUAACAGAAUAAGGGUUGAGUACUUAAAGAAAGUAGCCUUGGGGAUGAGGGGAUGAUUGAGUGCAGGCUGUGUUCUGGAUUGACAGAAAAUAAAGCUGUAGACAAGAAAUUUUUUUUUUCAUGAAGCUUGAAUUUUUGGCAG